AUGCCUCCAAGGAAAACAAAGUCGGCCGCCAAAAAUGAUAGUGCUGCUUCUGGUGCAGUGAGGUCUAUAACAUCACCAGAAAAUCCAAGGAUCAAAAGGCCUCGCCGCGAGGAAGACGCGUCUUCUGGCGAAAAAUCAAACCCGAUUUCUUCAUCGCAUGUUGCUCAAGAAUCAUCUCAUCCUGUUCGUUCUGAGCCCAAUGACGAUACUGAUCCGGUUAUUCAGAAAAGAUGGGAAACCAUUAAAGAACGACUAUUUGAAAUUCCCAAACUUCCGAAGCCACCAUACAAGGACUAUCAAGAAAAAAUUGUGGUCAAACAUCCUUGGAUGAAAAAGAAAGAUAUUGAUUACCUUCAGAAGCUUCUCACCGAUCCCAAUUCGCCUCUAGGACAUAAGUACAUUAAGCACAUUAUCAAUCAUAAUGUCUAUAGCGGGUUUACAGAUGAACAAAAAACUCGUCUCAUGAAUCUUCUACCACGUUCGGACCUUGUUCCAAUUGCAAGUGACGCAGGUGAACCUAUUGACACACCAAGGAUAGAACGUGAACGCCAAGCUCAAGGUCUAAAACUAUAUGAAGCUGGAAUAUCUGGCACUAUUACUGAAAUAGAUCCGUACAAAGUUGUUCCGCGGUUCGAUUUUUGGUUAUCCGAUGCAUUUAAAGAUUCCCGAUGGUGGUUCCAAUUGAGCGUUAAAUAUGGAUAUUUCACAAAAUUAGGUGUUGAUUCGCAAUGGACUAAUUUAGAAAAGUUCAAAACUGAGGUUCCUGAUGUCUGGAAAAACGACGCUUAUGAGCAAGAUUGGGGCAUCGGGAUUUGGGGGAGAAUGGGGAACAAGCAAAUUGCAGGUGAUUCUGCUCAAAUAACAUUACAAGAGAUGGCCAAGGCAUUGAUAAUUAGAGUCGACGAUACGUUAAAAUAUAAACGACAGUUUAAAAAUAUUGGUGUCUCUGUUACCAUGGAUUUAAAAGUUAUCGCUGUUGACAAAUCAAAUGGCAAUCUCACAAUAAAAUUUCAAAAAGGAAAACAGAGCAAAACAAUCAACGAUAUAGCUAAUCCAACCCGUCUGGAGAACGAAUUACUUAAUUUUGAUGGUAGAGUACCGAAAGAGUCACGUCCUAACGGCAAUGCCUUUAAAAAUUUUUCGAUUGUACGUUCCCCUGAGUACGCUCCAAGUCUAUUUGAAGUUGUUGACAUUGAUGAUUCCGUAAUGGCUUUGGAUCACGAUGCAAAUUUAUUUGCUAAUUUUGAAAUUUUGAAAAGAAUUAAUUUGAAAUUAUUGAAG
This is a messenger RNA of Dentiscutata erythropus, 1281 nucleotides long. The record is from the annotation of a GenBank genome assembly. Lineage: Eukaryota; Fungi; Glomeromycota; Glomeromycetes; Diversisporales; Gigasporaceae.